AUGGAGUUUGUGAAGGUUGCUAAUGGCGGCACCUUUCAUUCUUCGUUGUAUAACAGAAUUAUCAGUAGUAUUAUUCACUCUGCUAGUUCUGCUGAAUUUUUGAUUGAUUUACUAACAUCAAAGUAUUUCAAGUAUAUUGAUGUCAGUUAUUUUACAUUCAUAAGUCUAGAAAAGCUAGCUAGAAAUUUGCAGGGGAAAGAUGUUUCAGGGGAACCUAUCUCGGUGCUUGAUGGAGUUCUUGUUGCUAUCAAGGAUGAAAUAGACUGUUUACCAUAUCCUACGACAGGAGGUACAAAGUGGCUGCACAAACAAAGGCCUUGUCUGAAUGACGCUUGCUGUGUUAAGCGUUUAAGAUUAUGCGGCACCAUACUUGUUGGAAAGACUAAUAUGCAUGAACUUGGCGCGGGAACUAGCGGUAUAAAUCCACAUUACGGGGCUUCUAGAAAUCCUUAUGAUGUCAAUAGGAUAGCAGGAGGUUCUUCUAGUGGAUCUUCAUCGGUGGUAUCCGCAGGUUUGUGUCCUAUUGCUCUUGGUGUCGAUGGGGGAGGUUCUGUAAGGAUGCCUGCAGCACUUUGUGGUGUAGUUGGUCUUAAACCGACUUUUGGUCGUAUACCUCAUGACGGAGUUCUUCCUCUAAACUGGACAGUUGGAAUGGUUGGAAUACUCGCAGGCACGGUCGAGGAUUCAUUGAUCGCAUUGAAACACAAACAGUGUCAACACAGACGCAUCAAUAUCAACGAAAACAUAAUUUCAAACAGAGAAAAUCCAGUCAAGCCCGAAAUUUUGCAGAGGAGUAUACCCGGAUCCCGUCGAAGUCGAAAUCCUAUCGAACUAGCUUCGGUUCUGACAUGGCUUCCACUCGCAGAAAUGCCAUCCGAAUCAGCUUCGUAA
This is a messenger RNA of Vicia faba (fava bean), 891 nucleotides long. Lineage: Eukaryota; Viridiplantae; Streptophyta; Magnoliopsida; Fabales; Fabaceae. The record is from the annotation of a GenBank genome assembly.